This is a messenger RNA of Oldenlandia corymbosa var. corymbosa, 864 nucleotides long. The record is from the annotation of a GenBank genome assembly. NCBI's taxonomy places the organism in Eukaryota, Viridiplantae, Streptophyta, Magnoliopsida, Gentianales, Rubiaceae.
AUGGAGAAAGAGAAAGAAAAGAAAACAGAUGAAAAGGAAGACUCCACAGAAGAAGAAGCAAUCGAGCUGAUUCUCUUCCAAGUCCCGGAAUGUUAUGUUUACUUGAUCCCUCCAAGGAUAAGUGCUGCUUCUUACAGGGCAGAUGAGUGGAAUGUCAACAAAUGGGCAUGGGAGGGUGCUCUGAAAGUUAUCAGUAAGGGAGAGGAAUGCAUCAUCAGGCUUGAAGAUAAGACAUCAGGUGAACUGUAUGCUCGAGCUUUUCUCAGAGAUGGGGAGCCUCAUCCUGUGGAGCCUGUAAUUGAUAGCAGCAGGUAUUUUGUCCUAAGGGUUGAAGAAAAUAUCGGAGGCCGAAUUCGGCAUGCUUUUAUUGGUAUUGGAUUCCGAGAAAGGCCUGAAGCUUAUGACUUCCAAGCUGCUCUUCAUGACCAUAUGAAGUACUUAGAUAAGAAGAAAGUUGCGGAGGAAAUGGAACAGCAAUAUCAGCAAACUUCCUCUGUCGAUUAUAGUUUAAAAGAAGGGGAGACUCUAAGGCUGCAACUGAAAAAUAAAAGCGGUCGCGGCACUAAGUCCAAGUUUUUCGAGCAGGGUUUGAACAAUCUCUCGAUUGAAGAAAAGAGUAGUCCAAAAGAGUCUGUAAUCUCUCUCAAACCGCCUCCACCUCCACCAGCGUCAGUCUCACCUGUGGUGAGUCCUAAAAAGUCAGAUGAAGGGUUCCCUUCAAAACCCAGCUUUAAGGAAUCUUCUGAAAUCCAGGCUUCUGUAUCACCUAAAGAAGAAUCUAAAGAAUCAUUAUCCUCACAAGAUCAUCAAGUUGCACAAGACAUUCCAGACGACGACUUCGGAGAUUUUCAAGCUGCUGGUUGA